CCUAUCUUUGGUGUGAGGACGUUAUUAAUACCCUCAUCAUCUUCUUGCUCUCCCCCUUCUAUAUUGCUGCCACUAUAUAUAUAGCUGGCCACCAUUUUUUUUCUUUCUUUAUGAUUUCAUUUAACCAAAUCUUCCCUGCCUAAAACUACCCAUCAAUUGCACUAGAUAGUAUACUAGUACCUUUUAUAAUGAUUACCUUUUGCAAGAAAAGUGUACACAACUUCUUAGGCUCUUCAAACACCAAUGACAAUGGAACAGUAGACCUACCAUCCUUCUUGCACCACCACCACCAAAAUACUACCUCCGACGGCCAGCAACCGCCUGAUGCCAUCGAGAAAACACCACAUUUCUCCAAUCUUUUUGGUACUAGUACAACUUUGGCAACAAGAACCAAGAGGGAUCCUGGUGGAAUGGGUUUUGUUGGAGGGAGUGUAGAUGGAUUGAUGUCUUGUACAGAGAGUCUAGGAUUCGAGAGCUCAGAUGAGAGAAGGGUUGAUGAUCAAAUUGAGAAUUUAGAUGUCAUUGAGGAGUUGUGUUCGAGAAGAGAAUCAAUGGCUGGAUCAAGAUGGAAAAGAGAACAUGUAAAAAGAGAGGCAAGGCAGUUUCCACCGCCAUUAUCUUCCUUGAAUCAAGAUGGUAAGCCAACUUUCUUCCUUCGCCCCGUGAGGAAAGACGGCAAGUUAGAGCUUCAAGAAGUGAAAAUAGGCCGGCAGGAGAUUUUGCGUGCUUCUCGGGAAGAUGGAAGGCUUAGACUACAUCUCAUCAAGAAUGAAGAUGAAGAUUUUGAAGAAGAAGAAGAAGAAGAGGAGGAGGAGGAGGAAGAGGAGGAGGAGGUGGAGGAAAGAGCAGUACAAGAAGAAGAAAACAUGCAAGAAUUUCAAGAAAAUGUUCAAGAAAUGGAGGAAGGACAGAUUGGGGAAGAGGAAGUGAAAGAGAUGGUGGAAGAAAGGGCUGAAGGGUGGCAAAUUCCGGCGAACCCGGGUGGUGGUGGGGAGGGUUUUCUAAGAUGUCAUGAGCAAGUGAGCCACCAUCAAAACCACCACCACCACCACCAUGGACGCCAUGGCCACCAUCAUGACUUGAAUGUCUGGAGGCAACAUUGUCUGACAAUCAGGUGAAGAAAUGCAGUGAGAAUGUGGACCACAUCAAAAAUGGAAAAAAAAAAAAAAGAAAAAGAAGAAGAAGACAAGCCAUGCAUGUCCAAAUCUGUUCAGAAAUCAGAACUUCAGACUCUAUUUUCUGCUAAGUUCUAUCAGAAAUUCAGAAGAAUCAGAACCCAAAAAGAAGAAUGUUUGGUGACAUGCAUUUUGGUUUUGGAGCCCAAGUCAUGUAUUGAUUGGGGUGUUGUGCAGUUCCACUCUCUGAUUGAGGUCUGGGAAAUGAUAGCAAUGGCCUAAUCAA
This is a messenger RNA of Coffea arabica (coffee), 1401 nucleotides long. RefSeq lists its product as uncharacterized. NCBI's taxonomy places the organism in Eukaryota, Viridiplantae, Streptophyta, Magnoliopsida, Gentianales, Rubiaceae. The record is from RefSeq and is a predicted model, not a curated record.